AUGACCAUGCCAGAAGAGUCAUCAGAAGAUGGCUUUCUUAUAACCCGUGCCGUUCUUAUCACCAUGUCCGUGGCUUUUGCGUAUAUUAUUCUCGUUGUUGGACUGAUGAUUUGGUGCCGACAUCGUCGAGCAGCUCGCAAAGCUCGCCUCAAUUUGGGAUCCUCCAAAGAAAAUGGGGGUGAUGUUGACCUUAAAAAUUGCGAAAUUGAACCAUGCCUUCCGGACAAAAAUUCCACCACUGGCGGGGAGAAUGGUGGAGUUAGUUCCGGACGUGCCAGAAGUAAGCAGAAGAAUGGAUCUGCCGGUGGAAAGGAUCUCGCCUCAAACUGUCCGGAUAAUGGGCAGGAUAAGAGUGAUGAUACGGUUAAUUCGAGCAAGUCGAAGAAAUCGUCCGGAUCGGGAACGGUGCUAGAACAGCUUGCUGUACCACGGUCUGCAGUUGUUGAACUGCUGCAGAUAGGCAAGUGUGACUUUGGUGAUGUGUAUAUUGGUAAGAUACGGGAGAACGAUUGUCGAUUGCCACCGCCGAAGGAAAGUGCUACCCAGGAACCGAUCGCUGGAGAUGAAGUAGGUCCCAGCACGGAGGUAGCCACUGAGAAUGAGCGCAAGAGUCCCGUCACGAAGCGUCCCUCGAAUGAAGAACUUAACGCAAUUCGACCUGAGAAUGACUAUAAACCCGUCAUGGUGAAGGCACUGACGAAGGUGAAGGAUGAACACUGUUGCGGAGAGUUCCGCCGCCAGCUUGAACUGUUCCGUACGGUAUCGCAUCGUAAUGUGGUGCAACUGUUUGGACUUUGUCGGGAUAAGGAUCCACACUAUCUGCUGCUGGAGUACACUGAUUGGGGAGACUUGAAGCAAUUCCUGUUGGCAACGUCACCAAUUACGCCACCGAACGGAACCGUGGAAAACAAGAAGGAUGCUGCCUCGAAACCACCGCCACUUAAUAUUCCACAGAUUCUUGCCCUCGCGCAUCAGAUUGGACGUGGAAUGGAUGCUAUCUAUAAGGCUCGAAUUAUACACAAGGAUCUCGCAACCAGAAACUGUAUCAUUAGCAGUGACUUUUCCGCCAAAAUCUCCAUGCCAGCAUUGGCACGCGACAAGUACAGCAAGGAGUACUGCAAACAUCGAAACCAGCUGAUGCCGAUUCGCUGGAUGGCACCGGAAUGCUUCCAGGAGGACGAUUACUCCAUCAAGAGUGAUAUCUUCUCGUUUGCCGUGCUCGUGUGGGAACUGUUUACCAAUGCGAUCGAGUUGCCAUUCAAGGAGCAAACGGACGAGGAAGUCAUUACGCUAGCCCAGACGGGCAAGCUCGAGUGGAAGGUGGCAGAAAAAACGCCCGAAGCGUUACACAAGAUUUUGACUUCUUGCUGGUCAGCGAACCCGAAAGAACGGCCCUCAUUCAGCCAGCUCGUCGUAGCGAUCGGAAACUGUCUGCAAAGCGAAUAUCCCAAGGAACCAACGGAAUAA
Molecule: messenger RNA, 1467 nt
Organism: Anopheles maculipalpis
Lineage: Eukaryota; Metazoa; Arthropoda; Insecta; Diptera; Culicidae
Product: tyrosine-protein kinase-like otk
Exons: 4
Coding region: 1-1467 (488 amino acids)
Biological process (GO): protein phosphorylation; multicellular organism development; cell surface receptor protein tyrosine kinase signaling pathway
Cellular component (GO): signaling receptor complex
Molecular function (GO): transmembrane receptor protein tyrosine kinase activity; ATP binding
Source: RefSeq, a predicted model, not a curated record